AGACAAGGAGACCGACGACGGUUGGUAAAGCGCAGAUCUUUCCGCCUUCACCUGGCGGCGGCCAUGUUCCAGCAUCCGGUUCGUCGCCGCCUCGCCGCGGCGGCAUGGAACUGGAACCGAGCCACCGCCACCCGCCAUUUGGGGCCUGGCGGAGUCCGGCAGCUUGGAUGGACCAAGGCGGCGAGCGACGGCCACGCCGCGUCGGCGCAGGAGAAGGCGCAUUAUGUGCCGCCCCUUUUCAGCGCGAUGAGGGCAGAUUCGGCCAAAUACUCCACCACGCCGGAUCCGAAGGAGGAGCAUCCGGAGCCGGAGCUGGAGGAGACGCCGACCUUUUCGUGGGAGCUCCAGGGCUUGCUCAACGAGGACUUGUACAAGGACCAGAUGAAGAGAAUCCCAGCGACUUUCACCUCAAUCAGGGACUACACGAGGUCCUUCCUGGUGCCACUGAUGGAGGAGAGGCGCGCCGGCGUCCGCGCCGCGCUGGAAGGCAUCGGCCACGCGCCGGUGGCUAAGGUGGACUGGAUCGAGGAGUACCGUCCGCUCUCAGAUCGGUCACUGUUAGGGUACACUCUCUGGUCGUCAGCUGGUGAUGGUGACUGUUAUUUCCCCAAGGACGACGAUGUGGUGCUGUUGACGCACCGGGGCCGACGUGCACGUCGGUGCCGGAGCAGCCGUGCGCCAUAG
Molecule: messenger RNA, 684 nt
Organism: Triticum aestivum (bread wheat)
Lineage: Eukaryota; Viridiplantae; Streptophyta; Magnoliopsida; Poales; Poaceae
Exons: 2
Coding region: 64-684 (206 amino acids)
Source: RefSeq, a predicted model, not a curated record